Messenger RNA from Penicillium pulvis, 1638 nucleotides. Its product is annotated as sugar porter family MFS transporter. Gene Ontology annotation, biological process: carbohydrate transport; transmembrane transport. The coding region runs from base 1 to 1638 and encodes 545 amino acids. The transcript is spliced from 2 exons. Gene Ontology annotation, cellular component: membrane. NCBI's taxonomy places the organism in Eukaryota, Fungi, Ascomycota, Eurotiomycetes, Eurotiales, Aspergillaceae. Gene Ontology annotation, molecular function: carbohydrate:proton symporter activity. The record is from RefSeq and is a predicted model, not a curated record.
AUGGGUAUUCUCGCAUUGGUCGAGGACCGACCGACCCCCAAGGCCGUAUACAACUGGAAGGUUUACCUUCUGGCGGCUGUGGCGUCGUUCACCUCCUGCAUGAUCGGUUAUGACAGUGCCUUCAUCGGCACCACAUUAGCCUUGGAUUCGUUCAAGUCUGAGUUCAAGUUCGACACUAUGUCCAAAUCGGCGCAGAAUUUGCUCAGCGCCAACAUCGUCUCCCUUUACCAAGCUGGUGCUUUCUUCGGUGCCUUCUUCGGUUACCCUCUUGGUCACUUCUGGGGUCGCAAGAUUGCUCUCCUGAUUUCUGCUUUGGUCUUUAUUCUCGGUGCUGGUCUCAUGCUGGGUGCCAAUGGCGACCGUGGCUUGGGCUUGAUCUACGCUGGUCGUGUCCUAGCGGGUCUGGGUGUUGGCGCUGGCUCUAACAUUACCCCCAUCUACAUUUCCGAACUGUCUCCCCCGGCUAUCCGUGGUAGACUCGUCGGAGUGUACGAGCUUGGCUGGCAGGUUGGUGGCCUGGUCGGCUUCUGGAUCAACUAUGGUGUUGACUCGACUAUGGCCCCUAGCCACAAGCAGUGGCUUAUUCCCUUCGCCGUCCAGCUGAUCCCUGCCGGUCUCUUACUUAUCGGUGGAUCCUUCAUUCGUGAAUCGCCUCGCUGGCUGUUCUCGAAGGGCCGCCGCGAGGAGGCCAUCAGGAACCUGACCUGGGUUCGCCAACUGCCAGAGAACGAUAUCUACAUUAUUGAGGAGAUCGGCGCCAUUGACCAGGCCUUGGAAGAGCAGCGCUCGUCUAUUGGCCUUGGGUUCUGGAAGCCAUUCAAGGCCGCUUACUCAAACAACAAAGUCCUAUACCGCCUGUUCCUUGGAAGCAUGCUGUUCUUCUGGCAAAACGGCUCUGGUAUCAAUGCCAUCAACUACUACUCCCCGACCGUCUUCAAGAGCAUUGGUGUCACUGGUGCCAACACAAGCAUGCUCACCACCGGUAUCUUCGGUGUCGUCAAAACUGUUGUCACCUUUGUCUGGCUUCUGUACCUGAUUGACCGUGUUGGUCGUCGCAACUUGCUCCUGGUCGGCGCCUUCGGUGGUUCGGUCUGUCUCUGGAUCGUCGGUGCCUACAUCAAGGUCGCCGACCCGACCGCGAACCCCAAGACCCACAUGGACAGCGGCGGCAUCGCAGCUAUGUUCUUCUUCUACCUCUGGACCGUCUUCUAUACCCCCACCUGGAACGGUACCCCCUGGGUCCUCAACUCGGAAAUGUUCGACCCCAACAUGCGUUCCCUAGCCCAGGCUUGUGCUGCCGCAUCCAACUGGCUCUGGAACUUCCUCAUUUCCCGCUUCACUCCUCAGAUGUUCGCCAAGAUGGAUUACGGUGUCUACUUCUUCUUCGCGUCUCUGAUGCUCUGCUCCAUUGUGUUCGUGUACUUCCUCAUCCCGGAGACCAAGGGUGUACCCCUCGAGAGCAUGGAUCAGCUCUUCGAGAUCAAGCCCAUCCGAAACGCGCACGCUCAGAUCAUUGCCAAAUUGCGCGAGGACGAGGAGAACUUCCGUCACGAUAUCCAGGACUCUGGUCUCGCUGCCAGCAAGAUGGGUGCCGAGCAAGUCGAGGACACCGCUGUCGAGGCUGGCAAGUACGCGUAA